Molecule: messenger RNA, 330 nt
Organism: Prunus armeniaca (apricot)
Lineage: Eukaryota; Viridiplantae; Streptophyta; Magnoliopsida; Rosales; Rosaceae
Source: the annotation of a GenBank genome assembly
AUGGCAGAGUUCGUCUCAGAGGAAGGUUGGACCGAAACCAUUGGAAUGGAAGAAGAAAUCCAACUUGCACCUACUAAGUUGAGUCAGACUCCUCCAGAAGUUCAAGACCCUCUCGAGGAAGUCAAUUUAGGAACCGAAGAAGACCCCAGGCCUACAUUCAUCAGUGGCCUCCUCGAUCAGUCUGUACGAACGGAGCUGAUCGCCCUUCUCAAAGAACACAAGGAUUGCUUUGCAUGGCACUACCACGAGAUGCCAGGACUCGAUAGACGUUUGGUAGAGCAUAGAUUGCCCGUAAAAGAAGGCUACAAACCAGUAAAACAGCUUAAGUGA